Molecule: messenger RNA, 1471 nt
Organism: Aspergillus novofumigatus IBT 16806
Lineage: Eukaryota; Fungi; Ascomycota; Eurotiomycetes; Eurotiales; Aspergillaceae
Product: sterol desaturase family protein
Exons: 1
Coding region: 64-981 (305 amino acids)
Biological process (GO): lipid biosynthetic process
Molecular function (GO): iron ion binding; oxidoreductase activity
Source: RefSeq, a predicted model, not a curated record
UGUGUACGAACCCGCCACUCAACUGUUUCAUCUGGAGCCGUCCAAGUACGCCUACCUGAGCGCAUGGCCCAGAAACAACAUCUACCGCCAGUUCCUGAGUUUCUUUCUGAUCGUUUGGUAUGCAAGAUCAUCUUUGACCGCAUCCUGUCCAAGAGAUGGUUAACUAAUGCCUCGAUUUUCUUUCAAAAUAGGAUCUUCGGCAUUAUCGUGUACUUUAUUUCCGCAACCCUCUCCUACAUCUUCAUCUGGGACAAGACGACAGUCAAGCAUCCAAAGUUCCUCAAAAAUCAAAUUACCAUGGAGAUUGCGCAGACCAUGCGAUCCAUGCCCGUCAUGUCUCUCCUGACCGCUCCUUUCUUGGUCGCCGAGGUUAGGGGAUACGCCAAGUUGUACGACUCCUUCGACGAAGAGCCGUUCCCUUACUAUAGCAUUCUACAGUUCCCUCUGUUUAUCGCCUUCACUGAUUUCUGCAUCUACUGGAUUCACCGCGGCUUGCACCACCCGCUGAUCUACAAGUCCCUCCACAAGCCCCAUCACAAGUGGAUCAUGCCCAGUCCCUUCGCGUCGCAUGCCUUCCACCCCUUGGAUGGUUGGUCGCAGAGUGUUCCUUACCAUGUUUUCCCAUUCAUCUUUCCCCUACAGAAGCUGGCCUAUGUUUUCCUCUUCGGCUUCAUUAACCUGUGGACGGUAAUGAUUCACGACGGAGAAUAUGUUGCCAACAGCCCGAUCAUCAACGGGGCUGCUUGCCACACGAUGCACCACCUCUACUUCAACUACAAUUAUGGCCAAUUCACGACACUGUGGGACCGCCUCGGUGGCAGCUACCGGAAGCCCAACGAAGAACUCUUCCGGCGCGAGACGAAGAUGGACGAAGCUGAGUGGAAGAGACAGACCAAGGAAAUGGAGACAAUCCUCAAAACAGUUGAAGGCGAAGACGACCGCAAGUAUCUGUCUCAAGAAGAGACUAAAAAGGAUCUGUGAUCGAUAUCGUCGCGCCAUGGAGUACGCCAAAAGUCCUCAGUUAUUACAGACUGCGUUGGCGGAGAAUACAUCCGAAUCGAACUCCGUUGCGGAUAGGUCAACUGCUCAUGGAGGCGGAAACAGACAAAAAGAACCUACCAAAAAGCCCAUCGAAACGAAAAGAGGAGGGCCUGACAUAACUCCUUUGACCACUUGGACAGGUUGGUCCCCAACCUUGACGUGAAUUAUGACUGUCAUGUGCUUUCACAUUUUCCCUUUCUUGGCCACUGCCCAUACACUAAUCAUCUUUGUACAACACAUCAUUCCCUGUCUUCCUUCAUGGUCAUUCUUAUUGUAUCAUUUUAAUCAUCUGCAUGCAUGGAGGUCCGGAAUCUUCUCUUCUUCUCUUCCCUGCUUGUCUUUUGGCAGGACCUGUGCAAGUUUGCUGUAUAUAAUUCAUCAAUUAUUAGAAACACAUACCAACAUUACAUUAAUAAACCUACUGAAUACC